Dicrocoelium dendriticum is the source of this 2793-nucleotide messenger RNA. Lineage: Eukaryota; Metazoa; Platyhelminthes; Trematoda; Plagiorchiida; Dicrocoeliidae. The record is from the annotation of a GenBank genome assembly.
UCUUCUUGUUUCAGCUGGCCUUGUGGGCGAUGAACGACUCCUUUUAUCGCGUCACUCUGGAGGGUUUGGCGCUAGCUCAACUUCUAUCCUUGCAGAUACGGAAUUUGGGUCAAGAGCAGUGGGCCAAGCCUCUUUUCACUACUGUAUUGGCUCUGUUGGAUUCGGUGGAUCGAGAUUUGGAAUUGAAGGAGAAGACGAUUACUUCGGCUGCUGUGUUCAUCAACCAACUUGGAGAUCUUAUCGGGGACGACCUGAACAAGAGUCUGGAUGUCAUUCACCGAAGACUAAACAACGAGUUGACUCGGUUGUCUGCCGUCAGGGCAGUUCACAUUAUAACUGUUUCUAAUCACCCCCUCAACUUGGAAGUCUUUUUGCCCAGAGCGUCUGACGAUUUGGCCACCUUCCUCUCCCAAAGUGAUAGAAUCCUUAGACUGGCCGCACUACGCUGUCUCUACACCGUAUGGUUCAAAUACCCUCGUUUAAUUGGGCCUAAAUGCUUAGAGACUGUGUUGGAUUUGCUGCCAAGGUUCCUUGUCUCUGAACAGGAUCUCCAGGGAGCUCAGUUGGCUAUCCACCUAGUUUCUCUUCUACUGGAACUGGGAGAAGAUGAUAAUGCCGAACUUGGUGUCCGCAUAUCAAAGUUCGUGUCUGCGGACGCAUUUAAUCAGCAUCUGAUUGAUUUGACGCAUUCACCUCUGCUUCGCGGUCAGGCUUUGGAAGCGAUGUUGCGUUUGAUGCGCGCUAUCGGUCGCCGCUCAAGUCAUCAUGAGUCGGAACAGGCACUUAUCUCGUUCUUUUUAUCCCGAUUACUGGAACCAUUGAAUGGAGGUGGCCUCUUGAGUUCUUCACCACAUCGACAUAAUGGCAAUCGCACGCCACUUUCUCGGGACGCCCUACCUAGUUUAGCUCAAUGUAUCACUGAGUUAUUGUCCGAACUUCCCGCGGUGUCCGGUGCGAAAUCCUCCUUUGGCACCCUUCGUAGUGUCAGUAUUGCAGUGGAUCGUUUGAUUGCGGCUGUCAAAAACCCGGACUCAUCGCCCACAGAGAUAUACUUAAAUCUUUUGAUUCUCGGCGAACUUGGUAGAAAAACUGACCUUGGAAACCGAACGGAUCUUCGGGAAAUCUUCAUUUCUUGCCUGCUGGUUCCAACCACGUCGGCUUCUCCAAACAAUGUCGAAACCCCUGGGGCUCUUGGUGCAGCCAUCACAGAAGAAGUGAAACCAGCUGCUGCUCUGGGAUUAGGGCGUUUGGUCGUCGGGCAGCCAGAUGUGUUACUGCCUUUCCUGGUCGAUCGGAUUUCUCAAGUAGUCGCCAUGUAUGUUGAUCCGGGCUCCGCUGGAGCUGCAAAUCAGCAUCAACUGUAUCAUAUGCUUCAAGCUCUAAGAGAAGUUAUUGUUAACCUGGCUGGGUUUUCCGCUAACGAUGUUUUGAAAACACAUUUAGACGCCAUCUGGACACUUCUGAUCGCUAGUUCUGGUGUACCAGAAGAGGGCACGCGAACUAUCGUGGCUGAAUGUCUGGGCCAUUUGAUCUUCGUUUCUCCCCGUCAAUUGAUUGGGCGUUUACGACAACAACUCAACUCGCCGGAGGCAAACUCUUCUCCUCUGAUUCGCUGCACCCUGGUCACUGCUGUUAAGUUCAUCAUCAUCGUCACAGAUCAGGAUGUGCCUUCGCCUCAUCGCACUCUAGGUCAGAUUCGUUUGGACAGCCUAGACUGGCCGAAUAGCGUUGCUCCUUACGCCAUCCCACGUGACGAAUCCGCAGCCGCAAACGCCAAUGUGACUGUGUUGGAAGAAAUCGAUUCCGUUUUGCGGGCAGACCAUCCACCUCCACUGCUCGAUUUCCUCACCCGUUUGGCCGACUCUGAUAUGCUUGUGCGACGUGCUGCUUUAGUGGCCCUGAAUACAUCGGCCCAUCACCGACCAGGCCUUAUUCGCCCGUUAUUAAACGUUUCGUUGGAGUAUCCCCCAGGUCAUUCCACCACGUUAUUGAAAUUGUUGUAUGCGGAGACUGCGAUCCGCCCCGAACUAAUACGUGAGGUCGAGAUGGGGCCAUUCAAACAUAAGGAGGACGAUGGCCUCGACCUUAGAAAGUGUGCCUUCGAAUGUAUGUCCACUCUUCUUGAAACUUGCCUGGACAAGUUAGAUGUCUCCGAGUUUCUCUUACCCCUCAUCGAUGGUCUCAAGGACCACACUGACAUCAAGUUGCUCUGCUACCAAAUGGUCCAGCAGAUUGCUCGCAUUCGGCCUUUGGAGAUAAGUGCGAAAAUGGAUGCUUUGGCAGUUCCGCUGAAAACCAUUCUAUUAUCUAAACCCAAAGAGGAUUGGGUCAAACAGGAGAUGGAGAAAAUGCAAGAAUUGACUCGGUGUGCCAUUUCGGUCAUUGUCAGCUUCAAAUCCAUCGAUGAUGCCGAUAAGAACCGUUUUUACCUAGACUUGUUACGCACCAUUGAAGCGGAUCCUUCUCUGAAGCCUCUGUAUGCAAAUGCGAUAGCAGUGGAUUCCACAUCUGGCCCGUCUCCUCCACUGUACUCCCUUUAUUCCAAACGUGUUCCUUAUUCCGCCUACAGUUCUUUAAAUUAAUUCUUGUCCCUGCCACCCUUCUACCGGUGACUCGCUUACACACCCCUCCCCAUACUUUCCUCAUACUUCCAAUAGCGAGAGAAUGUAUUCAUUGGCCAAAGCGUUUUUUUCUUUCUGUCCUUUUCGCCACCUCGUCACUUCUAUCGUCUGUUCGUCGACCUGGCGUCACAAUGUGUCAACUUGUGUAGUUGAGAACGUGCUCCUCUUCACU